This is a messenger RNA of Pyrus x bretschneideri (Chinese white pear), 1425 nucleotides long. Its product is annotated as dTDP-3,4-didehydro-2,6-dideoxy-alpha-D-glucose 3-reductase. Gene Ontology annotation, cellular component: cytoplasm. The record is from RefSeq and is a predicted model, not a curated record. Gene Ontology annotation, biological process: NADPH regeneration. NCBI's taxonomy places the organism in Eukaryota, Viridiplantae, Streptophyta, Magnoliopsida, Rosales, Rosaceae. Gene Ontology annotation, molecular function: oxidoreductase activity; nucleotide binding.
AAGAAAGCAGACAACUUACUGUAUUUUGGUUCUGAAAAAUGGGACCCCAGAUUGCCAUUCUUGGAGCUGGAACCUUCGUCAAGACCCAAUACAUUCCAAGGCUCUCUGAGAUCUCCAACCUCCUCAUUCUCAAAGCCAUUUGGAGCCGCACGGAGGAAUCUGCUAGAUCUGCGGUUGAGAUUGCUCGGAAGCAUUUUCCAGGAGUAGAAUGCAAAUGGGGUGAUAAGGGCCUUGAAGAAAUUAUUGCAGAUAGUUCGAUUCUUGGUGUGGCAGUUGUUUUAGCUGGCCAAGCUCAGGUUGAUUUCUCACUGAGGAUGCUCAAGGGAGGGAAGCAUGUGCUUCAAGAGAAACCUGCGGCAGCUUCUACAAGUGAAUUGGAAACUGCGCUGUCAAGUUAUAAGUCAAUUGUUGAUAAUGCCCCUGACAAACCAAUUUGGGCUGUUGCAGAAAAUUAUAGAUUUGAACCUGCUUUUGUUGAGGGAAGGAAACUAAUGACUGAAGUUGGAGACGUGAUGAGCAUCCAAGUUAUUGUUGAAGGAUCAAUGAACAGUUCAAACCCUUACUUCUCAAGCUCCUGGAGGCGUGAUUUUACUGGAGGUUUCAUUCUGGAUAUGGGUGUACAUUUCAUCGCAGGACUGAGGAUGCUUGCUGGAUGUGAGUUAGUAUCUGUGUCAGCUACAACCUCUCAUGUUGACAAGACCUUGCCGGCACCAGAUAGCAUUUCCUCUCUCUUUCAACUGGAGAAUGGAUGUUCAGGUGUUUUUGUGAUGGUGGUCUCCUCAAGGUCGCCAAAGAUAGUUUGGCGAUUUUCUGGCUUGAAGGGGACGCUGCAAAUUGAGCGUGGGAACCAAGAUGGACGGCAUGGCUACGUGGUUUUAUUUUAUGGUUCUGAUGGACAAAGCAAAAGCUCCUUCUACCAAUUUAGCGGUGUGGAUGAAGAAUUCAGAGCUUUUUUUUAUGACAUAUCACAGGCCACUCUAAAGAAGGGGACUAGCUACGAAGCUGAGCCUCGCAUGUCCUUUUUGGAAGGUGCCAGAGAUGUUGCUGUUCUAGAGGCAAUGCUUGAUUCUGGAACAAAGCAAGGGGCACCCGUUCAAGUGAAAAAGUUUUGACCAAACAAUUAGAUCUCUCUCUCUCUCUCUCUCUUCCCUCCAGCUCCAGCCCCGGUUGCAGUAGCUUACAGUAUUGAGGUGCAUUCUCAGUUCUUUUUUUUUACUUUUUUUUUUUUUUAUUUUUUAUUUACAGUGAAAUUGUUACGUUGAAAUAAGAAAGGGAAUAUAUUUAUGUUAUAACGUUGAAGAGUUCUAAACGAUUGGUUAUUGCCUCUCGAAUGGUAUCCGGAUUGUAAAGUAGGGGAGUGUAGCUUCUGUAACUACACAUUUAUUAAGAGAAUUCUGGUAAAGCUGUUUGAUUUUUUCUGUUCAA